CUGAAGGCCUCCCUCUUUGCUCCUUCCCUCGCUGCUUCUGCUCACAGAAAGUCCCCCUCCUUCUCCGAAGAGGAGGCAGCAGCAGCAGCAGCCAGCAGCAGGAGCCUCUGGCCGAGAAGAGAAGGAGGACCGGGCUUGCCUGAGGGUCUACCUUAAUUUUGCUGACUCAGAUCACAGAUUUCCAGGAAGCGUGAGAAAGAAACACAAAUGUCAGAGGAGAAUAUCAUGGAGACUGCCCAAUGAAAACAACUGUUGUUGAUUUAUAGAUGGCUUUUGUGGGCUGUAUAGAUGGAUGUGAGUUUAAAAAAAAUGUUUCUGUGUCUAUAAAAGCACCUCAAAAUUGAGAACUUAAUUUUCAUUUUAUACUUCUCAGAAUUUGAUGAAAUUUCAGGUGGUUGACUCUGAAGAACAAAAGCACAAUGAAUCAUUUGCAACUUCUAUGAUUAGACAGUUCAUCAUGAAUAUAAUGAGCCCCAUUCCUGACAGGCUAUUAGUCUGUAAUUGGUUGCAAUAAUGGAAGUGGCAAUAAUGCUAGGGGUUGGCAUUGAGCAAGACAGUAUUUGUUGGAAUAUGACAACUGCUGAAAGAAACCGCUCCCCAUUACACAACUGGAUGUAAUGAAGAAAAUUGCUUUGAUUAAAACUAUGGCUCCUUUCAGAUAAUGCUAAUGACCAGGAGUUUCAAAUGGAAUACAAUUAAAGCACUCUAAGAAUGCCCAGAAGAGGCUUAAUGUUUCAAGCCAGGACUCGAUGGCUGUUGGUUGGACUUGCUUUACUGUUGAGUUUGUUGCUGAUCAUGUACCUUCUUGAAUGUGCACCACAAACAGAUAGUAAUGGAUCGCUUCCUGGCGUUGUAGGGGAGAAUUUUGGAAAGGAACAUUAUCAAGCUCUUUUGCAGGAACAAGAAGAGCACUACCAAACUAGGGCUAUGAGCCUCAAACGCCAAAUUGCCCAGUUAAAGCAGGAGCUUCAGGAAAUGAGUGAUAAGUUGAAAUUGUUACAGGAAAAGAAAAGCCCAAGGGUCAACAGCAUGGGCUACCAAGGCACCAAAGAACAAGCACCCAAUGAUCUCCUAGAAUAUCUGCAUUCUCAAAUAGACAAAGCUGAAGUAAGCAUGGGGGUCAAAUUGCCUAGUGAAUAUGGAGUCAUACCUUUUGAAAGCUUUACCUCCAUGAAGGUGUUCCAGCUGGAGAUGGGGCUUACACGCCACCCAGAGGAGAAGCCUGUUAGGAAAGAUAAACGGGAUGAGUUGGUAGAAGUAAUUGAGGCUGGCCUGGAGGUAAUCAAUAAUCCAGAUGAAGAAGAUGGUCAAGAUGAAGAUGAUGCGAUCGGGGAACGACAGCUUUACACGGAAAAUGAUUUCAUAGAAGGUUAUUACCGCACUGAGAGAGACAAAGGGACACAAUAUGAAUUGUUCUACAAGAAGGCAGAUGAUAUGGAGUACAGGCACGUCACACUGUUUCGUCCAUUUGGGCCCUUAAUGAAAGUGAAGAGUGAAACCGUUGACAUCUCCAGAUCAAUAAUAAAUAUAAUUGUGCCCCUUGCUGGAAGAACAGAGGUUUUUGCACAGUUUAUGCAAAAUUUCAGAGAAGUGUGCAUUAAUCAGGACAAGAGGAUUCAUCUCACUGUAGUAUAUUUUGGACACGAGGGGCUUUCUGAAGUCAAGAGCAUCUUAGAAUCGGUUGCUAGAGAGGCUAGCUUUCAUAAUUACACUCUAGUUUCUUUGAAUGAGGAAUUCAACCGUGGUCGAGGACUAGAUGUAGGUGCAAGAGCCUGGGAAAAAGGCGAGGUCUUGAUGUUCUUCUGCGAUGUUGAUAUUUAUUUCACGGUUGAGUUCUUAAAUAGCUGCCGUUUGAAUGCUGAGCCAGGUAAGAAAGUUUUCUAUCCUGUGGUAUUCAGCCUUUAUAAUCCUGCCAUUGUCUAUGCUAAUCAAGAUGUGCCACCCCCUGUGGAACAGCAGUUGGUGCAUAAAAAGGAUUCUGGUUUUUGGCGGGAUUUUGGCUUUGGGAUGACUUGUCAGUAUCGAACAGAUUUCUUGGCAAUUGGUGGUUUUGACUUGGAAGUCAAAGGCUGGGGUGGAGAGGAUGUUCACCUGUAUCGAAAGUACCUGCAUGGUGACCUAAUUGUGGUCAGGACCCCAGUGCCUGGCCUCUUUCACCUCUGGCAUGAGAAGCACUGUGCUGACGAAUUGACUCCAGAGCAAUAUCGCAUGUGUAUCCAGUCUAAAGCCAUGAAUGAGGCAUCUCACUCUCAUCUUGGGAUGUUGGUAUUCAGGGAGGAGAUAGAGGCCCAUCUGCGUAAGCAGGCAUACAGGACUAACAGCGAAGCAAUAGGCUAAAACAAUUCUCAGUGCAAUCCAGAGACUCUAGAAUUGCUAUGAACCAGCAUCAUUCUGAAGCCUUAAUUAACUCAGCUUAAACAAAUAAAUAAAUGCAGUGCCUCUCUCUCGAUGAAGAUGAGCUCAAAGAUCUUUGUCUCAGCUGGCCAGCUGUUACCUACGUAUUUUAAUAGAUCAGGCACUUGUGUGAAAGAAAGUAUUUCUUUUUGCAUUUGCAAGUUCAGUUGUGGAAGAGGAAAUGAACCAAGGGCAGAAUAUAUUCAUUUUCCCCAUCUAGAUAUUUCUUUUAACAUUUUCAUUUCUCAGAUAUGCUUUACAUGAGGGUAUGAAGUACAACUAAACCAUUUCAUUACUUCUUGUUGUUCUAUACUAUUCAUUUCACUGUCAUUCUUAGGAAGGAGCACUAAGUAUUCAUUCUACAGGAAAAAAAGACACUGAGGCAAACUCAUAUGCAAAAACAUGGUAUGUUGUGCAGCUAGAAUCACUGAAUUCGCCUUAUUAAUCAUCAGGUACAUAAAUCGGUUUUCAAAUAUAUAUAUAUAUUUAAUUUUUUUUUAAAAAAAAGAGGCCAUUAAACAGUUGGCAAUAAUAUUGUCAUGUUGUUCUUUAUCAGAUUGUAAAUGAGAUGAGCUUGUAUGCUAUUGCUUAUCCUAGCUACUGGCCAAAUGAUUUUUGCAUGUUUCAGGAUGUAGAAAGAGAUGCUGUCUGAACACAAAGCAGAUCACUUCACUGCCUCAUUAUUACAUUUCUGAUAUCCUUUGUUUUUCAGGUGAAUGUUAAAGUCUGGUCACAUAAGUGAAUAGACUGAGAACUGGAGAAAUUGCAUUUAAAGAUUAGACAAUUGAUGGCUAACUAUGCUAACCUGGAUCCAUUUCUCCCUUUUAUGUUACUUCUUGCAGUGGGCAUAAGAAUGGCUCCUGCUCAAGCUCUGUUGACAUGAAAAAAAAAGUUCUGCUUUUUUGUAGCUGGUAUGAAAUGGGGUUUGCAAAGAAGACACUAGAAGCCAGUUGAAUUCAUGGUCAGUGAAAAGAUCCCAUAUUUAGUUCUGAACAACUAUGUACUCUUUGCAUAUAGUUCUGGAUACACAGAUCACUUUUUUAACCAUGUAGUUUGCCUUUCUAUAACAUUGUGGAGAGCAAUGUAAAUUGUCAGAAGUGGAGAGAAUGUAAUGCAAGUUGGCUUGUUGUUGUCUUAUCUUUAUAAUUAAAUUGAGUACUUUUGUGUUUUA
Messenger RNA from Sceloporus undulatus (fence lizard), 3565 nucleotides. RefSeq names its product chondroitin sulfate N-acetylgalactosaminyltransferase 2 (gene CSGALNACT2). The record is from RefSeq and is a predicted model, not a curated record. Gene Ontology annotation, cellular component: Golgi cisterna membrane. The transcript has 8 exons. Bases 712 to 2337 code for a protein of 541 amino acids. NCBI's taxonomy places the organism in Eukaryota, Metazoa, Chordata, Lepidosauria, Squamata, Phrynosomatidae. Gene Ontology annotation, molecular function: glucuronosyl-N-acetylgalactosaminyl-proteoglycan 4-beta-N-acetylgalactosaminyltransferase activity.